AUGGUCCAUGAAUCAAAGAGUCAAGGAGCGCUAACGAGGGCGGAAGAAGUGAUGGCACAAAACAUACAAACCUCUCUCGCGACAAGGGUACAGGAUGCCAGCACUGGCUUCCGAAAGAAGCAGAGUGCCUACUUGAAAAAGCUUCGCGGAAUGAGCGGACUACCACCACCUGGCCCUCUUGACCGUGGUGUCACACCACAGACGGCAUCAUACUACAAUGAUCCUUCUAUCCUGGAAUCUGAUGCGGAUAGGUCUUAUUCCCAAUCCGCUCUACAAACGACUUCACAGCAGAAGAUGCUCCAUUCGAACGACGCAAUGAUUCUUCAACGUGAGAGAGAGAUUGAAGAUAUCGCACAAGGUAUCAUUGAGCUAUCGGAUCUUUUCCGAGAUCUUCAAACUAUGAUUAUCGACCAAGGUACAAUGCUUGACAGGAUCGAUUACAACGUGGAGAGGAUGGCUACAGAUCUAAAAGAUGCAGAGAAAGAACUUACGGUUGCUGUUGGUUAUCAGAAGAAAACGACGAAACGAAAAGUUAUUCUUUUGCUGGUAAUAAUAAUUGCUGGCUUAUUCAUUCUUCUCUUGAUUAAACCAAAACGAAGCGCUGAGUCGCCCUCCACCGCUAAUGUCGAGUGGAAGCGCGUACGGUAG
This is a messenger RNA of Parascedosporium putredinis, 648 nucleotides long. The record is from the annotation of a GenBank genome assembly. NCBI's taxonomy places the organism in Eukaryota, Fungi, Ascomycota, Sordariomycetes, Microascales, Microascaceae.